CUUAAUGGGAGGAGAGGAGGGAGGAGGAUUUGCAUUCUUACCUUAUGGAUCUACUUGGAGAAGAUUACGUCGCAUUGCACACACGGGUCUGGUCAAAGCUAAAAUCAACGAAUAUCAACCUAUCCUUAAUGAGCGUACACAGACUUUUGCAUCUUAUUUAUUAGACCUUACUAAUUCUAUUGAAAAUAAUAAACAGGGUGUUGAGCUAACUCAUCUUAUUCAACAUUACACCAUGACAAGUAUUCUUGCUAUUGCCUUUGGAGACAUGUGUUCCUUUGAGCCUGGUGAUCCUGUUCUUCAUGAGGCCUUUAUGAUCACUGAUCGAAGUGCAAACAGUAUGAGCCCCUCUGAACAACUACGUGAAUUUUACCCCAUCCUCAAGACGAUUUGGCCUAUCAAGAAAGCUAAAUAUAUUGCAGUUCGUAGGGAUAUUGAUGCCUUUUAUGGUAAACUUUUAAAACAGUUUAAAGAAGAAAAAAGAAAACAAGAUUGCUAUGUUAAAGAUGUAUUGUCUCUGGGCGAACUAACGGAUCAACAAAUUACAAAUUUUAUUGCCAUCUUUAUUGGAGCUGGAUCUGAUACGACUGCAUCUACUUUAGAAUGGAUGAUUGCCUAUUUAGCAAAUUAUCCUGAGGUUCAAGACAAAGCUUUUGAGGAGAUCAAAAAUAAAGUGGGUCUUAGCAGACUUCCUAAUGCGAGUGACGGUAAAAACUUGUUAUUAUUUAUAAUAAAUAUGAAAAUUAGUUUAUUUAUUUGUAUUUGUAUUUGUAUUUUUUUUAUAUAUAGAAAUGGACCUUCUUUAUGUACAAUGCAUUAUUAUCGAAACACUCCGUCUUCGUCCACCUGCACCCUUUGCUAUACCACACUCUACAAGUAG
Messenger RNA from Cokeromyces recurvatus, 877 nucleotides. Its product is annotated as cytochrome P450. NCBI's taxonomy places the organism in Eukaryota, Fungi, Mucoromycota, Mucoromycetes, Mucorales, Mucoraceae. Gene Ontology annotation, molecular function: iron ion binding; oxidoreductase activity, acting on paired donors, with incorporation or reduction of molecular oxygen; monooxygenase activity. The record is from RefSeq and is a predicted model, not a curated record. The coding region runs from base 5 to 877 and encodes 290 amino acids. The transcript has 3 exons.